Paramecium octaurelia is the source of this 510-nucleotide messenger RNA. NCBI's taxonomy places the organism in Eukaryota, Ciliophora, Oligohymenophorea, Peniculida, Parameciidae. The record is from the annotation of a GenBank genome assembly.
UAUCUAUAAUUCUAUGAAUUUCUACCCAAUUGACUUUGAAGAACAAGCCUCUUAAUGUACCAAAUAUAUAUAUUUCUAGAGUUAAUUAACGAUCCCUAAAUUGAGUAAACGAAUGAGUCAUAAUACUAUGAAUAUGACCAAAGUGCUUAUUAGGAGCCAGAAUAACUUAAUACUUUUGAUGGGUAUUUAUAAGAAGAGCCUGUCCUUUUGUUUAAUUAUGUUGAAGAAGCACCAAAAAGGAAAACUAAACAUGUUAACAGAAAAUCUAAAAAAAUUAGAAAAGCUGAUUCAGAAACAGAUGUUCCUUCAGGAAAAAGAAUGAAAUCUCGUAUCACUAAUAAUGAUGUUUUGAAAUUACAGUAAUGCUAGAGAUUAAAAACAAUAAUCUCUCAAAUGGAGGCUCUCUUACAAUAAACAAGAACAUCAAUUCUCAGUCAAUAUAUGAAAAAUCACACUAAGUGACCUCCUUAAUGAUUAAAUAUAUCGAGUUAUAUAUAUAUAUAUUUGUAG